Molecule: messenger RNA, 1915 nt
Organism: Micropterus salmoides (largemouth bass)
Lineage: Eukaryota; Metazoa; Chordata; Actinopteri; Centrarchiformes; Centrarchidae
Gene: dusp2
Product: dual specificity phosphatase 2
Exons: 4
Coding region: 224-1171 (315 amino acids)
Biological process (GO): protein dephosphorylation; endoderm formation; negative regulation of MAPK cascade
Cellular component (GO): nucleus; cytoplasm
Molecular function (GO): protein tyrosine/threonine phosphatase activity; MAP kinase tyrosine/serine/threonine phosphatase activity
Source: RefSeq, a predicted model, not a curated record
AUUUUAACAGACCCGAAGAAGAAGUUAACAAGUUCACUCCAGAGACGUUUACAGUAGAUUUUAACAUCAUCUCCAAAAGUAGGCUACUCUAUCAACCUUUGUGCUCAAACUUCUUACAGAAAAAAAAACAAAGACCGGAUUUAUUUUUUGUUCUGUGAUAUUUUUAGUUGAGAGGAACACAUUUUUAUUACUUUUAAAUUAUUUUAAACACACAUUUUCGGCAAUGACUUCAGGCAGUGAGACUUUGGAAAUAACUGGCCAUGAGCUGGUUCACAUACUCAGGACCCCCCGGGACCAGUACAUCUCUGCUGGAUGUGUGGUGCUGGACUGCAGACCUUUCCUCGAUUUUUCUUUUGCGCACAUUUGCGAGUCCCGAAACGUCAACUGGAACUCAAUGCUGCGUCGUAGAUCCAAGAGCUCGGUGGUGGCUCUGGAGUGGCUCAUCCCGGACAAGGCUCUCCUGGGCCGCCUGCGCCGCGGGGAGUUCUCCCCGCUGGUGGUGGUGGAUGAGAGCAGCCGCUCCGUGGCCGCUCUGAAGGCGGAGAGUGUGGCCCAAAUGCUGCUCACCGCACUGCAAAACGAAGUUCAGACGCAGAUCUGCUUCCUACAAGGUGGAUUUGAGGGAUUUUCAGAGGCCUAUCCAGAGCUCUGUUACAGCUCUGCCAGCAAUCACCUCUCUACAGUGGAACCAGAGCCAACAGUGACAGGUCGGAGGACACCAGCAUAUGAUCGGGAUGGUCCAGUGGAGCUGCUGCCCUUCCUGUUUUUGGGCAGUGCCAUCCACUCCUCUCGCAGAGAGACCCUCACAGCAGCGGGCAUCACAGCUGUGCUCAAUGUUUCCUCCUCAUGCCCUAACUUCUAUGAGGGGGAGUUUCAGUACUUGAGGCUCAAUGUGGAGGACAACCUAGCUGCUGACAUCAGAGCCUGUUUUCCCACCGCGAUCGCCUUCAUCAACUCAGUGAAGCAGAGUGGUGGUCGGGUGUUGGUGCAUUGCCAGGCAGGUAUCUCCCGCUCCGCCACCAUCUGUCUGGCCUACCUCAUGCACACGCAGCGCGUCAGGCUGGAUGAGGCCUUUGACUUUGUGAAGCAGCGGCGUCAGGUCAUCUCUCCCAACCUGGCCUUCAUGGGACAGCUGCUGCAGUUUGAGACGGACGUUCUCUGUCAGGGAUGAAGACCCUGACACAUUAAGAGGAAUUCAACUGCCUUUUGUAGGCAAUGUGCUGGACUAGAAAUUGUUUAUACUAUUGAAACUAGUACAUUUAAGUAUAUAGUUUGUACAUUCAGAGAAAAGCUACUUGUGCUGGUGGCGUCACAGGGCUGAUGGAUCUGGACUCCUGUUUUCAGGAAAAAACUGACCCCUGAUACAACAAACAGCAGCUGGCAAUAUAGACUACGCUGUUAUAACCGCAUUACAGUAUGAACUGUUGUGAUUCUGAACCAGCAAAUUGGAGCAGCUAUGAGGUCAUUUCCCUGAUAUUUUAAACUUAAGGCAAAACAGGCCUGCUUGUCUGGCUUUGUGUGUCAUAUUGUUUAACUUAUGUGCCUGAUCUUUGGCAGCAAGGGCUGUCUUCUUUACCUACUGAAAGCCAUUCCUUCACAGUUAGGACCACUGUGACGAGACAUGUCUUUUAUGAAAACAACACUGUGUUAACUAAUCAAGGCAAUACUGGAUGAAUCUCAAGUUUUGUUGUCUAAUUUAUAAAAAUGCACUAACAGCAGUUUAUUCGAAUAUUUCUGUAUCCUGAGACAUUUCACAAACUGGAAGAAGUUGUGAUUUAUUAUGUAAAUAGAAUUUUUAUUUAUUAUUUCCACAUGUGUUAUGACAGUGUUACUGUCCGUUAUUGCACUUUAUACCUUCAAGGUUUGGCUGAUUCCUGCAGUUUUUUCCACUAAAUUAAAAAUAUGCUGAAGAACA